This is a messenger RNA of Aspergillus fumigatus Af293, 1596 nucleotides long. The record is from RefSeq and is a predicted model, not a curated record. Lineage: Eukaryota; Fungi; Ascomycota; Eurotiomycetes; Eurotiales; Aspergillaceae.
AUGACAGGUCGACCCCCUUCUCCCUCCCCCAUUUUCCCGUCUCUGUGCAUCCCAACCCCAACUAGGAAUGUCGACCCCCAGUCGUACCCGUCGUUCGCGCGGCGGAUGGUAGCAAACCCCCCUCCCAUCCACUUGCUUUCUUUUGUAUUUCAAGCUGCAGCUGAUAGCUUUGACCGUCAUAGUUGGACAUGCAAGGCGAAGCAUCGCAAGUGUGACCGUUGCCGUCCAACGUGCCAAGCCUGCACCGAUCAGGGAAUACCAUGCGACGGCUACGAAGUGCGUCUGCGCUGGGGAUCCGGCAUUGCAUCGCGAGGUCUUUAUGCCGGCGCCGAGGCACCAGUAGACACGUCGAUUCCGCCGAGGGUUCCUGGGCGUCGGAGAGACCGAAUUCGAGCUCGGCGGGCACAGCAGGAAGGCGAAAUACGGACGCAGGUGACCGAAGUCACUUCGUCUCAAGACUAUGCUCAAGAAGAUUCCAGACCUAGCCCGGCAUCAUUCUCCUUCUCGAGCCCCGGUCAUAGCAAGGAUGAUGAACAGCUCUUCCAAGACUUCCACGACGAACAGAUAUUGUUGAAACUACGUCUUCCCGCCCUAUGCCAAAAGUCCGAAGCGCUGUAUCGAAUUUGCAUUGCUUUGCAAGCAUCACUAAGCGGAAAACCAGCCGCCUGCUCCCUCGAGUAUCUUGAAGUCGGUCUAAAUAAAUUCCGCGCAGAGCUUUCCGAGAGCGAGGGCAAUCUGGAGGAUGGGACUUUGACAGCGGGACUGCUCUUGUGUACGCUUGGAGUUAUGCACGGCAUUCCAUGGACAAUGCACCUGCGAGGGAUGUACACCAUUCUUCGCAUGCACGAUGUUGAAGGUCCACAAAAACACCAAGAACGAGGUGCAUUCCGCGCCCAUCUGUUCGAGGUGAUGGGUAUCAUGGACCUCCCCACAUUUUCAAUCGGUCGUCGGCACCCACAUCUUGGCUUCUGGAGACGAUAUUGUUGUAAGGGAAAGUCUCCCGCAGAGAUCGAGACCGGGGUUGAGGUUGUAACUGGCCUACCAAGGUCUCUGUUGACUAUCUUCGCAUUCAUUGGCAAGGGUACAACAGAGAUAUGUUUCUGGGAUUGGCCAGGCGCACAGGGAACUUUCAUUCAGUGUCAAUUGUGGGAGGCGUAUCGACUGGCUGGAGUGUGGGUUGUUCGACAUGGGGGACCAGGCUUCCCACGCCCUUCAGGUACAGAAGCAACGCUUGACCCGGCCAUGCGAAGAGGAGUCACUCUCACCUCCACAUCUGUUAUAGUUUCACGGCUCUUAAGUUCAGUGGAUGCCGUAUGUCGCGCCACUUUAGACCCAGAACGCUGGGACACGCUCAUCAUCAAUGCCAUUGCGUAUCCGGUCUGUGUCGCCGGGCUACAGAGUGGUAUUUUGCAAAGGGAUCCAGCAAUGAAGGAAUUAGUACGAAAGAACCUGCUUCUAACCGCCGAGGGCCCAAUCUGGAACAGGCAAUAUCGCCUUCUCCUGAACUUGCUCGAGGAGUACUGGACGUACCCAGUGGGAGCAGUUGAUAUUGACCAACUUGCACAGGCGAGGGGCGUUGAGUUGGGAUUAUUUUAG